AUGGAUUCUUUCUUCUCAAGAAUAAAUAUUAUAUUUUGUUCAUUCAUUAUUUCGUUGGCAUGUUGUGCAGCUGGGAAUUUUGCAUCCUCAUUUAUCUACAGGGAAUUACCAAUAGGGAACGCCGAUUUACACUCUACUUUGGAUUUGGGAAUUAGUCCUUACUUAAGGAAUGAUCAAGCAAACAUUGCGCUCAAUAUUGAUACCGAACUUUCUAGUUCUUUGAACUGGAAUACAAAUCAGAUUUUUACUUUUAUAUAUGUAAGCUAUGAAAAUAAACACCAAAAUAAUUACGUGACCAUUUGGGAUGAUAUUUUUUCAAAAGAUAAAAAUAAAACGAGCUUUUCAAUAAAAGGAGUAAUAAAUAAAUACCCAAUAAGGGACAUUGGAAGAAACCUAAGAAGUAAAACUAUAAAUCUUAAUAUUGGAUUUUGUUAUAUGCCAGUUGUGGGAAACAUUAAAUAUCACCAUUUAAAAAUGUCUAACAGAAAAAAAUUACCUGGAAAUUAUUUUCAAUAUAAAUAA
Cryptosporidium ubiquitum is the source of this 522-nucleotide messenger RNA. RefSeq lists its product as uncharacterized. Gene Ontology annotation, cellular component: membrane; signal peptidase complex. NCBI's taxonomy places the organism in Eukaryota, Apicomplexa, Conoidasida, Eucoccidiorida, Cryptosporidiidae. The record is from RefSeq and is a predicted model, not a curated record. Bases 1 to 522 code for a protein of 173 amino acids. Gene Ontology annotation, biological process: protein targeting to ER. The transcript has a single exon.